Messenger RNA from Ostreobium quekettii, 678 nucleotides. NCBI's taxonomy places the organism in Eukaryota, Viridiplantae, Chlorophyta, Ulvophyceae, Bryopsidales, Ostreobiaceae. The record is from the annotation of a GenBank genome assembly.
AUGCAAAUACCUCGUCUGGCGGCUCCGGGCCCUUGCGCCUUUUCCCCGCUUCCUCGGGAUGCACCAGGUGUCUGCCGCCCACUACCAAAGACACCUCUUCCUGGUUCCGGCGUUGCCGGCAAUUCUGGCGCAUCACGGGCAGGGCGAUUGGGACGGUGGAGGGGUGUGGGACUGAGUCCAGGAACAAGAUACAGGGGACCCACGUCACAAGCUGCAUUCUUGGCUCCAAUGCUGCAGGCAGUGACUCCCAAGUUGGCAUUCAAUGCAAUGGCGGUUGUUGUGCUGCCAUUGUACACUCUUAUGGCAGCCAGGCCAAGGUCCCUUAUGACCCGCAGGCUGGUUCAGUCCCCUCUCAUCUAUGUGGCUCUUGCUGCGCUCUACACCAUAUUGCUGCUGCAAUGUGCUCAGGAUGGGCUUUUUGCAAGAGUAAUGGACAUAUUGAGAGCCUCUUCACCACUGCCAGAUGUAUCAGCCCUUGCUCACCUCCUCCAAGACACCAGUGUGACAUCCCUCACAUGGGUUCAUCUCCUACUUAUGGAUCUGUUCAUGGCAAGGGAGGUGUACUUGGAUGGUUUGCGCAGUUCGGUGACAACUGCCCAUUCGGUCAUUCUCUGCUUCAUGUUUGGGCCCACAGGCAUAUUGUCCCACAUGGCAACAAAACGAUUGCAGGGUAGUUAG